Molecule: messenger RNA, 1890 nt
Organism: Sceloporus undulatus (fence lizard)
Lineage: Eukaryota; Metazoa; Chordata; Lepidosauria; Squamata; Phrynosomatidae
Gene: AMDHD2
Product: amidohydrolase domain containing 2
Exons: 12
Coding region: 91-1323 (410 amino acids)
Biological process (GO): N-acetylglucosamine catabolic process
Molecular function (GO): N-acetylglucosamine-6-phosphate deacetylase activity
Source: RefSeq, a predicted model, not a curated record
ACCGCCAUUCCUGCCGGCGGAGGGCGAGAGGUUGGCUGCGCUGCUGGGCGCCUCUGGGAGAAGAAUUGGGUGGGAGCCGGAUAUGUUUGGAUGAUGCCAUCUGACAAAUCCACCUGGGAUCCUCCAGUCUUCCAGUUUACCAACUGCUGGAUUUUGAAGAACCAUGAACUGCAAAGGGAGGACCUCUGGGUGAGAGAUGGGAAGAUCCUAAACCCAGAGAAGCUGUUCUUUGAUGAGAAGAAGCCUGCAGACAUUCGCCUGGACUGCAGAGGCUGCAUCAUUGCACCCGGAUUUAUUGAUGUACAAAUCAAUGGAGGUUUUGGAGUGGAUUUUUCCCUGGCCACGGAUGAUGUAGCAGCAGGACUCUCUCUGGUCGGACAGAAGAUACUGUCCCAUGGAGUGACUUCUUUCUGCCCAACCCUGGUGACCUCCCCACCAUCUGUAUACCAUAAGGUUCUGCCUCAGAUCUGUGUAAAAAAUGGAGGACCCCAUGGAGCUGGUAUCUUAGGGGUUCAUCUGGAAGGCCCGUUCAUUAGCAAAGAGAAGAGAGGCGCUCACCCUGAAGAUUACCUUCGCACCUUUGAAACUGGGGCCUUCCAGGAUUUGCUGGCCACCUAUGGCUGCCUGGAUGACGUGAAGAUUGUCACCCUGGCACCUGAAAUGAAGAGAAGCAGUGAGGUAAUCCAGGAGCUUACCAAGCGGGGCAUCUGUGUGUCACUAGGUCACUCUAUAGCUAACCUGUCUCAAGCUGAGGAAGCUGUUCAUCAUGGGGCUACCUUCAUUACUCACCUCUUCAAUGCCAUGUUACCUUUCCACCAUCGAGAUCCUGGGAUUGUGGGGCUGCUCACUAGUGACCAGAUUCCUCCGGGUCAGCAAGUGUUCUAUGGGAUGAUAUCGGAUGGGAUUCAUACAAAUCCUGCUGCUCUGAGAAUUGCACACCGAGCUCACCCUAAAGGGCUGGUCCUGGUGACAGAUGCCAUCACAGCGAUGGGGCUCGCUCCAGGCAGGCACACUUUGGGUCAACAGGUAGUCGAAAUGGAUGGGCUGAACAGCUAUAUUGCAGGGACCACAACUCUCAGCGGCAGCGUUGCAACCAUGGACACAUGUGUUCGACAUUUCACGAAAGCCACAGGAUGCUCUGUGGAAACAGCACUGGAGGCUGCUUCUCUCCAUCCUGCUCAGCUCUUGAAAAUUGAGGACAGAAAGGGUACCUUGGAUUAUGACAGUGAUGCAGAUUUCUUGUUGCUGGACGACAGCCUCCACGUUCAGGCGACCUACAUUGCAGGCCAGCAGGUCUGGAAAAAAGAUGGCUUUGUUAUCUGAAACAGGAACCAGGACAGGGAGCACUUAAAACCAGGAACAGAGAGGAGAUUCUGCACAUCUGCGGCACCUUUCUUCUAAUGGCCUUUUGCCUUUCUCUUUUGUCUCUUCUGAACCCCGCAACCCUCCCUUUCCUUCCUCUCUUGCUCCUGAAGCAUUCCUGGAAAAGGGAUAUGUAAACCCACUGGACCAACAGCAACAGUUGUUGCUUCUGUUCAAAAGCCACAUCUUUCUCCAGUGAGCUUUGAGUUAGCAAUGUACUGUGGCAGAACAAACUGAUUUUCUCACCUUGCCUUAGAAGGCUGAGAUAGCUGAAUGCCUGUUAACUGUCACAAGCACUGGCUUUGAGCCUUUCUGGCAGAACUAAAGGAAACAUCUUCCAUUCACUGUGUGAAUGCAAAGACCUAGGAUGGCAUUGGAACAGGCAAAUCUGCUAACAUGGCAUGCGCCAGCCAUUUACUUCCCACAGUGCCUCGCUCUUGGACUUUUACUGUAAUACCCCUCCGUGAUGGAAUGGCACUUUGUGAACCAUCAUUUGCCUCAUCUCCGAUUAAAGCCAGCUUGACGGGA